Molecule: messenger RNA, 3576 nt
Organism: Gavia stellata (red-throated loon)
Lineage: Eukaryota; Metazoa; Chordata; Aves; Gaviiformes; Gaviidae
Product: scavenger receptor cysteine-rich type 1 protein M130-like
Cellular component (GO): membrane
Source: RefSeq, a predicted model, not a curated record
AUGUCCCUGCGGCUGGUGGGUGGAGGGAGCCGGUGCGACGGACGAGUGGAGAUCUUCCAGCACGGGACGUGGGGCAGAGUCCUGGAUGAGCAGUGGGACGUGCAGGAGGCCAGCGUGGUGUGCCGGCAACUGCAGUGCGGAGAGGCAGAGACAGCCUACAAUCCCCCGAAGGCUGAGAGAGGGACGGGUCCCGUGGGGCUGCGAGGGGUCCGGUGCGCAGGGCACGAGGCCAACCUGACCCUCUGCAACACCUCCCUGCCUGAGAGUGCACCAGGAGCAGGGAUUGCAGAGGACGUGGGGGUCGUUUGCUUGGGGAGCCGGCAGGUCCGGCUGGUGAAUGCGACUGGGCGCUGUGCGGGAAGAGUGGAGAUCUACUACCAGGGCAGCUGGGGGACCAUCUGCGAUGAUGGCUGGGACCUGUCUGAUGCCGCAGUCGUUUGCCACCAGCUGGGCUGCGGAGGGGCGGUGGAGGUGGUUGGCUCUGCUAAGUUCGGGGAAGGCUCUGGUCAGAUCUGGCUGGACGGUGUGAACUGCUCCGGGGCCGAAGCUACCCUCUGGGACUGCCCGGCAGGGUCCUGGGGGCAGCACGACUGCGGGCACAAAGAGGACGCAGGAGUCGUCUGCUCAGAGUUUGUGGCCCUGAGGUUGGAGAACAGCAGCAGCUGCUCCGGGCGCCUGCAGGUUUUCUACAACGGGACAUGGGGGAGCAUUUGCUCCAACUCAAUGACUCCCGAAACUUGGUCGCUGGCAUGCAAAGAGUUGGGCUGCGGGGAUGGAGGGUACCUGGCUACACCCCCACUCUACCACAACUUCUCUGGUCCCACCUGGUUGGAUCGUGUGGAGUGUGGGGAGAGAAACAGCUCCUUCUGGCAAUGUCCCUCCGCUCCCUGGCACCCGCAGUCAUGCGAUGACCUGCGAGAUGAGACCCACAUCACCUGCAAUGGGGCUGCAGAGGUGAGGCUGGAAAAUGGUGGCGGACGCUGUGCUGGAAGAGUGGAGGUGCAACACCAGGGCCAGUGGGGGACCGUGUGUGGUUACGACUGGGACAUGGCCGAUGCCGCAGUGGUUUGUAAGCAGCUGGGCUGUGGGUCUGCUCUUGAAGCUCCUCAGUACGCAACCUUUGGGCCAGGAUCUGGCCCCAUUGUUCGCUGUCGUGGCACCGAGUCUGCCCUCUCUGACUGUACACACAACGGAUGGGGUCAACACGACUGUGAUCACAGUGAGGACGCUGGAGUGAGGUGUUCAGGAUUUUUCCAGCUGGUCGGAGGGGAUAGUCCCUGCUCAGGACGUGUGGAGAUCCGUGAUGGGAACCAGUGGAAAACUGUCUGCGACUCAGACUUUGGUCCCAAAGCCGCCAACGUGGUCUGCAGGGAGCUGAAGUGUGGCACAGCCCUGUCCGUGCCCGGGUCAGCUCACUUUGGAGAAGAGUACACAGGGUUCAGGCUGGUGAACGGCAGCACGGCGUGUGAGGGGAGGGUGGAGGUUCAGGUGCUGGGGACCUGGGGCACCCUCUGUGCCUCCCGCUGGGAUCUCUUGGACGCCCACGUUCUCUGUCGUCACCUCGACUGUGGAUUUGCUGAGUCUCUUCCUGGAGGAGGGCAUUUUGGGAGAGGCACCGGCCCUGUCUGGAGAGACUCAUUCCACUGUAAUGGGACUGAAGCCCACCUGGGACAGUGCCCAGUGACUGCCCUGGGGGCCUCGCCGUGCUCCCACGAGAACGAUGCUGCUGUCAUUUGCUCAGCCGGCUCCAUGUCCCUGCGGCUGGUGGGUGGAGGGAGCCGGUGCGACGGACGAGUGGAGAUCUUCCAGCACGGGACGUGGGGCAGAGUCCUGGAUGACCAGUGGGACGUGCAGGAGGCCAGCGUGGUGUGCCGGCAACUGCAGUGCGGAGAGGCAGAGACAGCCUACAAUCCCCCGAAGGCUGAGAGAGGGACGGGUCCCGUGGGGCUGCGAGGGGUCCGGUGCGCAGGGCACGAGGCCAACCUGACCCUCUGCAACACCUCCCUGCCUGCGAGUGCACCAGGAGCAGGGAUUGCAGAGGACGUGGGGGUCGUUUGCUGGGGGAGCCGGCAGGUCCGGCUGGUGAAUGCGACUGGGCGCUGUGCGGGAAGAGUGGAGAUCUACUACCAGGGCAGCUGGGGGACCAUCUGCGAUGAUGGCUGGGACCUGUCUGAUGCCGCAGUCGUUUGCCACCAGCUGGGCUGCAGAGGGGCAGUGGAGGUGGUUGGCUCUGCUAAGUUCGGGGAAGGCUCUGGUCAGAUCUGGCUGGACGGUGUGAACUGCUCCGGGGCCGAAGCUACCCUCUGGGACUGCCCGGCAGGGUCCUGGGGGCAGCACGAUUGCGGGCACAAAGAGGACGCAGGAGUCGUCUGCUCAGAGUUUGUGGCCCUGAGGCUGGAGAACAGCAGCAGCUGCUCCAGGCGCCUGCAGGUUUUCUGCAACGGGACGUGGGGGAGCGUUUGCUCCAACUCAAUGACUCCCAAAACUUGGUCGCUGGCAUGCAAAGAGUUGGGCUGCGGGGAUGGAGGGUACCUGGAUACACCCCCGCUCUACCACAACUUCUCUGGUCCCACCUGGUUGGAUCGUGUGGAGUGUGGGGAGAGAAACAGCUCCUUCUGGCAAUGUCCCUCCGCUCCCUGGCACCUGCAGUUGUGCGAUGACCUGCGAGAUGAGACCCACAUCACCUGCAAUGGGAGACGGCCAGAAACACCCCCGGCCCUAGGGACCCUGUGCCCAAACUCCACAAGCUGCACAGACAGGGAGAAGAUUCGUGCCGUGGGAGGCGAGAACGGCUGCUCGGGCAGAGUGGAGAUCUGGCACCGCGGCUCCUGGGGGACGGUGUGCGACGACUCCUGGGACAUGCGGGAUGCCGAGGUGGCAUGCAGGCCUCUGAAUGAGGCUGAAUUUGGGGAGGGGACAGGCCCCAUCUGGCUGGAGCAGCUGGAGUGCCGGGGGACAGAGCCGUCUCUGCAGGACUGCUGGGCCCGGCCUGGGGACAGCGGUGCCUGCCGGCAUAAGGAGGAUGCUGCUGUGAACUGCUCAGAUCCCACGCGGGGCCGUCCGACCGGCAGCAGGAGUGUCUCAUUGCCCGUCAUCAUCUGCAUCAUCCUGGGAGCCCUUCUCUGCCUGCUCCUGGCCCUCCUGGCAGGGCAAGUGCGAAGCGCCAGGGCUGGGCGCAGGGGCUCCGAGAGAGCUUGGGAGCCCUUCCCUGAGGCCGUCUAUGAGGAGAUUGGUUACAGCCCAGCUUUGGAGAAGCAGGCAAGGUUCAGCGGCUCAGGCUCCUAUUCAGAGGGGUCCCUGACGAAGCUGCAGCCCUACCCCGGGGACAGCAAGGAGGAGGAUGGUCCAGGGUCAGCACCAGACAUCCCUGUCCUGGCUGGAGGUGACCCAGUGGAUGGCUACGAUGAUGCCAGGGAGGCUUCCGACCCUGGGGAGCAUCCUGCCCCUGGGCAGGAAGGCUGGGAAAUGCCCAGGGCACCAGAGGAGGGAGAAGGGCCCAGGGAUGCACCUGGAGAGGAGAAGGACGUGCUGCAGAGCAGGGAUUCCCUGCUGCACCAUCAGGAGGACAGGGCGUGA